Molecule: messenger RNA, 2838 nt
Organism: Cryptococcus wingfieldii CBS 7118
Lineage: Eukaryota; Fungi; Basidiomycota; Tremellomycetes; Tremellales; Cryptococcaceae
Product: pre-mRNA-processing factor 6
Exons: 5
Coding region: 1-2838 (945 amino acids)
Biological process (GO): spliceosomal tri-snRNP complex assembly; mRNA splicing, via spliceosome
Cellular component (GO): U4/U6 x U5 tri-snRNP complex; catalytic step 2 spliceosome
Molecular function (GO): protein binding
Source: RefSeq, a predicted model, not a curated record
AUGUCAAACCUGGGAACAGUCAAGCACAUCCCCAAGGAGGUCAGAUACAACUUCCUCAACAUGGCCGCUCCGGCGAGCUAUGUUGCAGGUCUUGGUCGAGGUGCUUCAGGUUUCACCACUCGAUCCGAUAUCGGUCCAGCUCGAGCCGGCCCUUCCGCUGAUGUUGUCUCGGAAGCCCAAGCCCGCCGUGGGGAAGAGGAUAUCCCGGACCCAGAUGCUAUGCAGGACCCGGACGACGAGAGGAAUCUGUUUGCGGGAACGGUUUAUGAGGCGGACGAUGAGGAAGCCGACAGAGUCUGGGAUAACGUGGAUGCGAGGAUGGACGCGAGAAGAAAGGCAAGAAGGCGAGUAUCUGCCGCUGCAUGGAAAAUCCAAGCUGAUGGUGUUUGUAGGGAGGCAGUAGAAGCCGAGAUGGCGGCGCAAGAACGAGCUCGUAACCCAAAGCUACAGACCCAAUUCGCCGAUCUCAAGCGUACGCUCUCGAGUCUGAAUGAUACGGACUGGGACGCUAUCCCAGAAGCGGGUAAUCUGACCGGCAAAAGGCGAAAGCACAACUUGCGUCUCGAAGAGAACCAGAACGGCAAAAGCUACAAUGUCAGCGAUACGGUCAUCACAGACGCUAUCAACAAAAAGCAAACAGUCGGAGAGGUGGACGAUGCGGCAGAUGGGACAGAGACGGAUUUGGUUUCUAUUGGUAAUGCUCGAGACCGAGUCUUGUCAUUGCAGCUUGACCAAGCUACAAAAGAUGCCAGCAAUGGCUCGUCCACCAGUAUUGACCCUCGUGGCUACAUGACCGCUCUCAAUUCUCAAGUUGUCCAGACUGAUGCCCAAAUCGGCGAUAUCAAACAGGCUCGUCAACUUCUUCAGAACCUCAUCCAGUCCAACCCCAAGCACGCCCCCGGAUGGAUUGCUGCGGCAAGUUUGGAGGUGCACGCGAAGAAGAUGGUAGCGGCGAGAAAGAUCAUUGCCGAGGGAUGCGAGAAAUGUCCGAAGAACGAGGAUGUUUGGUUCCACGCUGCCGAGUUGAACACUCCUGAAAACGCCAAGGUCAUUCUCGGCCGCGCCAUCCAACACGUUCCCCUCUCCGUCAAGAUCUGGCUCAAAGCCGCCGAGCUCGAAGCCGACGUCUCCUCCCGCAAACGCGUCCUCCGCAAGGCCCUCGAAUUUAUCCCCAACUCUGUCCGUCUCUGGAAAGAAACCGUCAACCUCGAAGACGACCCCGAAGACGCCCGGAUCCUUCUCACCCGUGCGGUAGAGGUCAUCCCGACGUCGGUGGAGUUGUGGUUGACGUUGGCGAGGUUGGAGACGCCGGCGAAUGCGAAGAGUGUCUUGAACUCGGCGAGAAAGAAGAUUCCGUCGAGUCAUGAGAUUUGGAUCGCGGCGGGUAGGCUGGCGGAGCAGAGUCCAGCAGCUGUGGCGAAGGAGGUCAAGAUGGAGGAUGACGAAGCUGCUCGUGCGGCAGAGACGCAAGCCAGGCAAAAGCUUGCUACCCAAGUGGACGCGCUCAUGAAGAAUGCCGUCAACUCUCUGCGCAAAAACCAGGUGCUCUUAUCCAGGGAACAAUGGCUGCAGGAAGCCGAAACGUGCGAGCAAGACGGGUCGCCGUUAACUGCCCAGGCUAUUGUCAAAGCCACUAUCGCGCAGGAUGUGGAAGAGGAGGACAGGAUGGAUGUGUGGUUGGAGGAUGCUGAGCGGGCAAGCAAGGGUGGCUUCUAUGAGGUUGCGAGGGCUUGUUACGUCAAGGUGCUCGAGGAGUACGGAGACGAGCCAUUCGUGUGGCGACGAGCCGCCGAGUUUGAAAAAGCACAUGGCUCACCUGACUCUGUCCAGGACAUUCUCGCUCGAGGUUACACUGCCAACCCUCACGCCGAAGUGCUCUGGCUCAUGGCUGCCAAGGAGAAAUGGCUCUUCGGCGACGUCCAGGGUGCCCAGGCUAUCCUCGCAUCGGCAUUCGAACAAAACGAAGACUCCGAGUCCAUCUUCCUUGCUGCCGCCAAGAUUGCCGCCGAGUCGUCCGAGUUUGCCGCUGCGGAACAAAUAUUGGAGAAGGCGCGGGGACAGGCGGACACGGAGCGGGUGUGGAUGAAGGGUGCGGUGCUCGCGAGACAGCUGGGCAAGACGGAAGAAGCGCUCAGGAUUUUGGAGGAGGCGAUCCAAAAGUUUGGCAAAUUCGACAAGCUUCAUAUGAUCCGUGGUCAGAUUUACGAAUCCGCCACUCCCCCCAAUAUAUUCGCUGCGCGUAAAGCCUUUGAGGACGGACGAAAGUCGUGUCCCAAGUCUAUACCGCUUUGGGUCCUGGGGGCGAGAUUGGAAGAGAAGUCGGGUGCGACGAUCAGGGCGAGAGGGUUGAUGGAGAAGGCAAGGUUGUCGAACCCGAAGAAUGAUGAGCUGUGGCUGGAGAGUGUUGGGAUUGAGGAGCGGGCUGGAGCGAUGCAAGAAUGCCCCACCUCCCCCCUCCUCUGGUCCAAAGCCAUCUUCAUGGAACAGCCCCAACAGCGCAAAGGCCGCUCUGUCGACGCCCUCAAAAAGGCCGGCGAACACCCCGCCGUCAUCCUCGCCGUCGCCCGUCUCUUUUGGUCUGAACGCAAGAUUGAAAAGGCGAGGGCUUGGUUUGGUAAUGCGAUCACGGCGGAUCAGGAUUGGGGAGAUGCGUGGGGGUGGUGGCUCAAGUUUGAGAGGCAGCAUGGGGAGAAGGAGAGGCAGGAGGGGGUGGUGGAGAAGUGUAUCGCUGCCCAACCGCAUCAUGGACCGGUGUGGCAGGCUGUGGCGAAGGACUUGGCGAAUGUUGGGAAGAGCACGCAGGAGGUGUUGGAGCUGGUAGCGGACAAGUUGGAAUAG